Gekko japonicus is the source of this 3233-nucleotide messenger RNA. RefSeq names its product nucleolar protein 6 (gene NOL6). The record is from RefSeq and is a predicted model, not a curated record. Lineage: Eukaryota; Metazoa; Chordata; Lepidosauria; Squamata; Gekkonidae. Gene Ontology annotation, cellular component: small-subunit processome; UTP-C complex; CURI complex. The transcript is spliced from 24 exons. Gene Ontology annotation, biological process: rRNA processing; tRNA export from nucleus. The coding region runs from base 44 to 3052 and encodes 1002 amino acids.
UCCACGUGGUUGGUGCCGAGUUCCAUUCACGUGGAUAGAGAAGAUGUUGGAAGACGCAGAGCGAGAUGCGAACCGUGGGGAUCAGGAGGCAGGAGAGGCCAACAACUCUCCGGCCAAGGAAAGUAGACCCCGGGGGAAGAGAAGGGCUUUGGCUUCUGAAGGCCUUUUGCAGCCGGUGAAGGUCAGCAAGGCGACACUCUACAAGCCCCCAACCAGCGAAGAGUUGAGCCAGCUGAAGGAGACAGAGAACCUCUUCCACUCCAAUCUCUUGCGCUUGCAGAUCGAGGAGCUUUUGAAGGAGGUGACGCUCAAAGAGAAGAGGAGACAGAAGAUCGAUGCCUUUCUCCACCAGAUCAAUGCCCUGCUGGCCAAGAUCCCAGCGACUACCGAGACUGACAUGACAGACCAGUCCUGGCUUCCGAAGGGCGUGAAGGUGCCUUUGGUCCAGGUGCCUUUCAGCGUGAAGGGCCGGUUCCACUUCCUGCCUCCUGUGUCGGUGAAAGUCGUGGGGAGUUACCUUCUGGGUACCUGCAUCAAGCCGGAAGUCAACGUGGACGUGGCUCUAACCAUGCCGAGGGCAAUUUUCCAAGACAAGGACAACCUCAACCAGCGCUACCACCGAAAGAGAGCCCUCUACCUGGCCCAUGUUGCCCACCACCUGGCCAAGGAGCCGCUCUUUGGGAGCGUGAUGUUUGCCUACGCCAAUGGCAACCAUCUCAAGCCGGUGGUCCUGCUGCAGCCCCAGGGGAAAGACGCCAAGACGGUGACGGUCCGCCUGUACGCCUGCCCUCCCCAGGGCCUCUUCAAGCCCUGUCGUCUGUAUCCGGGCAAGAACAAUGUCCGCACUGCCUGGUUCACGGAGAAAGGCGCGCCUACGGCAGGCGAAGCUGAGCCGCCCACCCCCCACUACAACAACUCCAUUCUGUGGGACCUGGCGAUGGAGGCCCACCUUCAGUUCCUCUCGGGGUCAGCCAGCGACUUCCCGGGCAUGCGGGACGGAGUGGCCCUCCUCAAAGUCUGGCUGCGCCAGCGGGAGCUGGAGAAGGGUUUCGGAUGUUUCAACGGCUUCCUGGCGUCCAUGCUGGUGGCGUACCUGUUGUCCAGGCACCAGAUCAACAAAGUGAUGAGCGGCUACCAGGUGCUGAGAAAUGUCCUCCAGUUCUUGGCCUCUACGGAUCUUACUACCUCUGGAAUCAGCCUCUCGAAGGAUGGAGACGGCUCACUGCCUACCUUGACUGACUUCCACAGAGCUUUCCAGGUGGUCUUUGUAGAUUCUUCUGGACUGGUGAACUUGUGUGCCGAUAUGUCUGCUAGCAAAUACAAGCAGAUCCAGUUUGAAGCCAAGCACUCAAUGGAAGUUCUGGAUGACAGGACGGUGGACGGAUUUCAGCUUUUGCUCAUCACUCGCAAGUCUCUGAUUCAUGCGUUUGAUCACUGGCCGAUCAACGCUGAACCUCCGAAGCACAAAGACACUGGAUCCCUCUCUUUCGGCCUUUUACUGAGCCCCGAUUUUGCUGCCAGCGUCUUGGAGAAGGGGCCGGAAGCGGAUUCUCCGGAGGCGGUCGAGUUCCGGAAGUUCUGGGGGGAGCGCUCGGAGCUGAGGCGUUUCCAAGAUGGCUCCAUCUGCGAGGCCGUUCUGUGGGACGCAACGACCCAGAGCCAGAAGCGCCUCAUUCCAGAGCAGAUCAUCCGGCACCUCUUGCAGUUACACACGGACAUUCCAGGAUCUGCCAUCUGCUAUACAGGCGCUCUGCUGGAGUCUUUGAUCAGAUUGGGACGUGAGCCAGCGGGCACCGGCGAGGAGGCCAUGGUGGACGUCGUCCGCUCCUACGAUGACCUGAGCCGCAAGUUGUGGAACCUGGAGGGGCUGCCGCUGACGGUGACCGCCGUGCAGGGGGCCCAUCCGGCGCUCCGCUACACAGAUGUCUUCCCUCCAGUCCCUGUGAUACCGGAUUAUGCCUACUAUGCCAGGAACAAGGAUCGGGAGUCUCUGGUGCCGCUGGCGGAGAAGCCCUGCCCUGUUUAUAUCUCUCCAAUGAAAGUCCUGUGUCACAUGGAGGGGAGCGGCCAGUGGCCUCAAGACCAGGAAGCCAUCCGGCGGAUCAAGGCCGCCUUCCAGAUCCAGCUGGCGGAACUCCUGCGCCGGCAAUACCACCUCCUCUGCCGGCCCGGCCCUGCCUACACUGAUGUCUAUAAGGACGGCUACGUCUUCCGCCUCCGAGUGGCCUACCACCGAGAGCCGCAGAUCCUGAAGGAGGUGGUCACCCCAGAGGGCAUGCUGAAGUACCAGGACACCGAGGAGUCCCUGCGGCUCGAACUGGAGACCCUCCACCUGCCCUUCCUGACCAGCACUCUUCACGGCCUGCAGCAGCAGCAUCCAGCUUUUGGGUCCACCUGCCGCCUUGCCAAGCGCUGGGUCAGUGCACAGAUGUUGAACGACAGCCUUUCAGAGGAGUGUGUGGAUUUGCUGGUGGCGUCCCUCUUCCUCUGCCCAGCACCUUACAUGGCGCCCAGUUCUCCCCAGGUGGGCUUCCUUCACUUCCUUCGCCUGCUCGCCACCUUCGACUGGAAGAACAGCCCUCUCAUCGUCAACCUGAAUGCUGAACUCAAAGUUUUUGAAGAGAACUCAGAACGCUCGUCUUGGGUCUUUCAGAAUGCCUGGUGGAGAGCCAGCGCCAUCUCCGCUCAGCACCACAAGAUGAAUAUGGUCUUCCGCCCCCCUCUGGACCUCUACGACGUCCUCAUCCACCUGAAUCCCAAACAGAUCCCAAGACACCUGCAAGCGGUGGACCGGCCAGUCAAAUCGUUCAGCCGAGGGAUGUUAGCGAGUGACGCUGCGGUGAAAACCCUGGCCUUUCCGGUGGUGGACUACGACCCGGUCCAGCUGUAUCUCCGGGAGCUGCAGGCAUCCAUCAUGAGAGGAAGAAUGAUGGCACCCAACACAGAGUCACUGACCGUCCCCAACGUGGCAGCUAUUUUAGAAGACUUUGAGAUCUUGGGAGAAGGACUGGUCAGAGCAGUGGAGACCCGAUCAGAGAAAUGGUCCAUCUAGAACCUUCCGGGACUCCGUUACAUUCUGAGCCUCUCACCCGGUAGCUCAGGGUGUGCCCGGACUCAUAACAUUUCGCUUCAGAAUUCUCUUACAAGGAAGGUAUUUUUAUUGCACAGGAACCUCUCGUAAACCUGUUUCUCAUGUACAUUCACCCCCUGACUUUCCUGAUUAAAAAAAAAAG